AUGAGCGGUCCCAGGAGACGGACCAGGAGCGGGGUUCUCUCCGCGCCGCCGCAGGUAGUCGCCGUUGAGUUCGACUCGUCACGCCCGGACAGCCGUAGGCCGGUCGUGAGCUACCGUGUACUUGGCCAAGAUGAAGGUCUUGUGCCCCAGAACAGCUGGAACCGAGUCAAGAGAUUCCAGCCGAGUAUGUCGGCCUUCGUCAGGCGUACUUUUCUCCCCACCGGGUACCCGUCCUCCGUGCGGAAGGAGUACAUGGAGUACCAGACCUGGGACACCGUUCAGGCUCUCUGCAGCUACCUCCGCGGCGUGCUGUGUCUGACCGCCAUGCUUCACGCCUCAGGUGUCGGAGAUGAGAACGCUUCCGCCAUCGCUGCGGCGAUGGUUUGGGUCCUGAGGGACGGUUUCGGGAUGAUCGGGAGCCUGCUUUUCUCGUACGCGGCGUCUUCCCACAUGGACAGCAACAUCAAGGAGUGGCGGCUGUUCGCCGACAUCGCCAACGACGUCGGCCUCACGCUGGACCUCGUGGCGCCUGUGUUCAGGGGCAACUUCGCCGUGGUGUCGUCGCUGGCUACCGUUUUUAAGGCGUUGUGUGGGGUCGCGGCAGGUUGCACAAAGACGUCGAUCACCAGUCACUUCGCCCUGAAACAGAACAUGGCCGACAUUUCUGCGAAAGAAAACGCGCAGGAGACGGCCGUGAACGUGUGCGGAAUGCUGCUGGGAGUAAAAGUGGCGUCCUAUCUGAGCGAUGCCCCCACCGGGAGGGUCUUAAUCUUCGUCUUCUUCUCGCUGCUCCACGUCUACGCCAACUACCGGUACAUGCCGUCAAUCCACCUCCUUCCGCUCGGUUUUAGUUAG
Messenger RNA from Ectocarpus siliculosus, 855 nucleotides. The record is from the annotation of a GenBank genome assembly. Lineage: Eukaryota; Phaeophyceae; Ectocarpales; Ectocarpaceae.